AUGUCAAAGAAUUUUAGUGAAGAAGAAAUUGACAAUUUUCGUCAAUGUUUUCAAUUAUUUGCUCCACAAGGUUAUGUAGAUACACCUGAUAAAUUAUGUUUUAUUAUGCGAUCAUUGAGUAUGGCACCAACAAUUACAGAACUUAAACGAUACUUUGAUAAAUAUAAAAAAGAUGCUGAUGUUGUUGAAUUUGACGAUUUUCUUAAAAUUGUUUUGGAACAUCGAUCAACAGAAAAUUGUUCAAAUGAAAUAAUGGCUGCUCUUCAACUCUAUGAUACACAACGACAUGGUUAUAUUGAUGCUAAACAAUUAAGAUAUAUUUUAACUCAUACAGGAGAAAAAUUAACAGAUAGGGAUGUCGAUCUUAUUUUACGUGAAUUAAAUAUUGCUUCUGAUGGUCGUGUUUUUUAUAAUAAUCUUAUUCAUAUGCUGGCUCAACCAUUAGCUGAACAUCGUUAG
Molecule: messenger RNA, 459 nt
Organism: Rotaria sordida
Lineage: Eukaryota; Metazoa; Rotifera; Eurotatoria; Philodinida; Philodinidae
Source: the annotation of a GenBank genome assembly